This is a messenger RNA of Monosiga brevicollis MX1, 2895 nucleotides long. RefSeq lists its product as uncharacterized. NCBI's taxonomy places the organism in Eukaryota, Choanoflagellata, Craspedida, Salpingoecidae. The record is from RefSeq and is a predicted model, not a curated record. Bases 1 to 2895 code for a protein of 964 amino acids. The transcript is spliced from 3 exons.
AUGGAGGGCUCAUCAGCUCGAGCACCGUGGAUCCUGGCUGUGCUGGCACUGGUGGUCGUCGUGGCUAGGGGUAUUUCCGUUCAGGUACCCAAAUCGGGGGGGAGUGCUGCAUGGACGGUCAUCCCGCACAAGGACAUUGCCAACAACAGCUACACCCUCUACCGGGCUGUCACCAACUGCGGCGAGGUGCAGCAGUUGCCCCCGUGCAAUACCACCGCCCUUCGUGCUAUUUGUGAGAGUACCCCAGAAUGCCUGGCUUUCAACACCAACGGCUAUCUCAAGUCGACCGCCAGCACGGCACACAUGGUUGACGCCAAAUCAGACACCUGGGUGAUGGCUGGGGGCAAGCCUCCAGUCACGCCCAUCCACCUGCCCUACGAGAUUCCCCCGCAGAAGGACCUGCACUACUCUGAGGGCCUUCGGAAUGCAUCGGCACAAGGUCCACCCAGUCUCCCCGCACUGCUCCAGGACGGGCAAGCCCCAAUUGCCACCUGGGCUCGGCUACAGUGGAAGGGCUCCACGAUCAAUGCCAGUGUCGAGCAGAUGGUCUUUGAUCGCUGGCAGUUUCGCGGUCUUGCACCGGGCACGUUGCUGAGUCCCGACGCGCCCCUGGUUGCCGUACUGGAGUACCAAACAGACCAAUGGGGCUACCUGGCCUUUGUCACCUCCGAUCCAUCUCAAGCUCUCGUGUUGCGACAGACAGUUGGUCGUCUCUCAGACAUUCAACAGGCCGUCUACACCAUGGAUGAGAUGUAUUACGAUCUGCUCAGUGGCAGUCUCACGGAUCUGGUGGCCACGGACAUUCUCGCCAAGACGUCAGAGCCCACCUCGGAGGAAUUGCUCAAAUACAUGACCCCCACCCCCGAUUACGGCCUCCUGGGCACUGUCAAGAGCACCAUGAAGUGGACGACCGCCAUUGUUGGGCGUAUCAAGCGCGCCGAUGACUAUCUCAUGGAAUUUCCUGCCAACCUCAGCUUCCCCUCACCAGGUUCGGUGGUAUUUGAUCCCCUAACGCAUCUCAAGAGUCGCCCUCAAAAUUACUCUGUCGUCAAAAACGGGCUGUUUGGGGGCUAUUACCGCGUCGUCAUGACCAGUGCCCGUAACCCUAACACGCCACAAGGCUUUGAGCAAGUGGCCUUUGCCGCGGAUCUAGCAGACAGAAGCACACAACUUUUUAUUCGCCUCUACGAUAUGGAAACUGACGCGACCACUUACUACCAGCAAUCGGGAAACGUCAGUGAUGCCCCGCAACCCAUUCCGGCGAGCCUCUUCUACCAGUACCUGCUUGUCUACCAUGCGAGCUUGCAAGCCACACUGGCCACCAAGCGCCCGAUGGCCGUGACCUUGCCAUCGACUGAGCUGCGGCAAAUGGACAUGGCCAUGGGAGCCCUGGUUGAGGGCCUGACGGUUUUUCUUGACCUGUUGCCCAAUUACGGGACUGGCUUUGACUACUGGAGCGUGCGUGUGGACCGUGGCUCGGGUCUGCCGCUGACGUCUUUUGCUGUUGACAACGCCCUCAGCGAGUGGGGCUUUCCCGCCCUUGCCGAAGCUCGCGUACAGUAUUAUAUGCAAACCUUUGUGCGCCCCGACGGCACUAUCAACCUCUACAACUGGUCUCAGCCGCCGUGCCCCAUGCCUGAAUCACCAACCGGUCAGUUCAACGAUGGCUUGGCCGACUACGGUCGCCUCCUGGAUCUCUACACGACUACGGCCCUCCUCUCACAGAACAUGGAUUGGGCCAAGACCAACCUACCGAACAUCACGCACGUGGCCGACUACAUACUCAGGCUACAGAACACCACCUCCAACGUCACCGAUCCCAGCGAUUGGCGCUUUGGCCUCAUUUAUGGGUCAGCUGAGCACGACACCUGCCAGGAUCAAGACUUUUACGUCGAUGUGCAAGCUUGGUCCUGGCGAGGUUUGUUGGAAUUUGGCAAUUUCCUCAACCAGACUGGGCUGGGGGAUGGGCAGCCUUAUCUAGCCGCUGCACACCUCAUGCAAACCAAGCUGUUUGCACGACUGCCCAACGUCACCGUCUUUGAUGAACAAGGCAAGCCCGUCUUUGUCAGCGCCAAGCUGCUCAACACCGACCAACCAUAUCGGUCUAUGGUUGAGAGCCGUGAGGCCGAGUACGCAAAUUUUCGCUAUUGGCCGGAGACGGUUCUCGCCGGGGCUCUACCCGACGGUUACGACGAAGCCAUGCUGGCCUACCGAGACACGCACAUGGGCAUCAUCAGCGGCAUGUCGCGCUGGUCCGAUCACUUGGACGACAUGCCCAGCCUUGGCUAUGGCUACGGACACUUGCGCUACAACCGCCUCCCCGAGUUCCACAUGCUUCACUAUGGGCACAUGGCCAAUUACAUGUCUCCAGGCGUCUUUUCGUCCACCGAACAACUCAGCAUCUACGGCGCCGAUCGGUUCCGCACCUAUGUGACCCCAGAGGUCGGCUCUGAGCGAGAUCUAGACUUUUGCGUCGUCAGCGCCAGCCUCCCUGCGUUUUUCACAAAGUGGCAACUGGUGUUUGCACCUCGGGAUCUGAACCAGGUCGAGUUGGCCAAGGCAGCCCCACAGCGCUGGUACGACGCGGGCAGCUUCGGCGUGUCUGCUGCUCGCACACGCUGGGGCGUCAUAUCCUUCUCGGUCGAGGCCACGCACGAUGCAACACAGCUUCAACUCACCUUUGAGCCCAGCACCCUGGUGAAUCAAAAGUGUCCGUCGAUUGUGGCCAGCGCCAAACUUCUGAGUGACCUCGGUGCUUGGCAAACCGUGGUUGUGGACGGGCCCAUGGUUGUCACGGAUACUGACACCACCUUGGGCACGGCCACCCUCGAGUUCACAACGUGUGCCAAUGCCAUAAAUGCCACUGUUUACUUCAAGCCAACCAGGGGGGCAUAG